Messenger RNA from Dimorphilus gyrociliatus, 1816 nucleotides. The record is from the annotation of a GenBank genome assembly. NCBI's taxonomy places the organism in Eukaryota, Metazoa, Annelida, Polychaeta, Dinophilidae.
UAUGUUGAAGGUCACAAUUUCUGGUCUAUUUAUCAUUCUAUUGAAUUUUAUUCAUUUGGUUUCGUGCGAGUAUUAUGACUAUAUAAUAGUUGGAGCUGGACCUUCAGGACUUCAGAUGGGCUCUUUCCUAGAGGACAAAAAAAGAGACUACGUGAUUUUAGAAAGAGGAAGCUCACCCGGAACUUUCUUUAAAACAUUCCCAAGGCAUAAUACUUUAAUUUCUAUCAACAAAAGAUUCACUAGUAAAACUAAUAAAGAGUUUAAUCUUCGACACGAUUGGAAUUCUUUGAUUAGUAACGAUGAAACGUUAGUUUUCAAAGAGUAUAGCAAAGAUUUCUUCCCUCAUAAGGACGAUUAUCUACGAUAUUUAAUUGAUUUUGAAAAGAAAUUAGGGCUAAACACUCGCUUUAAUACAAAUAUUAUAUCAUCUCGAAAGAUUGACAAUGGUACCAUUGAACUAACUGAUGAAAAAGAAGUAACAUUCCUUUGCAAAUAUUUAAUUAUUGCAACUGGUAUAUUCAAACCUCUGAAAAUCCCUUUCAAUGGUAGCGAAUAUCUAACGUUCUAUGAUGAUAUGAUCUUAGAUCCACACUAUUAUGAGGGAAAAAAUGUCCUAAUACUUGGUAAAGGAAAUACUGCAAAUGAAGUUGCUACUUCUUUAUUCCCUUAUACAAAUGUUGUACAUAUGGGAAGUAGGAGUAGAGUGAAACUAUCCUGGUCAACGCAUUAUGUUGGAGAUUUAAGGGCCAUUAAUAACAACUUAUUAGAUAAUUAUCAAUUGAAAUCCUUAGACGGUAUAUUUGAAGUUGACGUUCAAGACUUAGCAAUUUUUAAGAGAGACGACGGACGUUUCAUGUUAGAAGAUCCCUUAUUAAAGUUUAGCGUCAAGGAAGAUAAUUUUGCUCUAAGAGAUCCGUAUGAUGUCAUAAUAUCCUGCCUUGGUUGGAUAUGGGAUGAAACGCCAUGGGUAGGAUUAAAUUUAAAGAAACAUAGAGACCAAAAGUUGCAAAAAUUUCCAAAGAUUAAUGAUAUGUACGAAGCAGUGGAUAAUUCGAAUAUUUACUUUGCAGGUGUAUUAACGCAUUCAUUAGAUUUCAAAAAAUCGGCUGGAGGUUUUAUUCACGGUUAUAGGUAUACUACUAGAGCCUUACACAGGUUAUUGGAGUGGAAGAAUCAUGGUGUUGUCUGGCCUCAUCAACCUGCAGAACCAUUUAAUCAGCUUGUACCUUGGAUCAUUAAAAGAGUAAAUGAAGCUUCUGCACCUUACCAAAUGUUUCAGGUGCUUGGAGAUGUCAUAGUUAUCAACGAAAAAGAGGAAACGUUUGAAGUGUAUGAAGAAUAUCCCCUAGCCUCUCUUGAUGAAUUUGAAAUUAGGACAGGUCGAAAGGUUACGUCCAUUAUUGUAGUGGUUUUUGAGUAUGGGGAUGGAUUUUCAAGUGCCGAAAAUGAUCCGUUCAAGUAUAAUCGAUCUGUUGGUUCACCGGAAGAGGCUCAUCUGAGCAAUUUUCUCCACCCGUUGCUGUACUAUUAUAAGAAUUUACCAACAAAGUCAGAGAUGAUUAGGACGAAACGACGAGGAAGUUUAAAAUUACCAUUGCCAGAUAGACUUCAUCAUAUCGUUGAAGAUUUCUUAACGAAUUUCGAUACCCGUUAUAGUCACGUUAUACCAUUGAGGCGAUUUGUCGAACACGUUUUAUCAACGGAUCUUCGAAGUUUUUCCGAAGAAGAUUGUAUUCUAGAAGCUUUUACCGGACUUAACGUUCCCCACGACUGCAGAGCAUUUUACUUUAAAGAUUUCGAAUUCAAUCAAUCAUAA